Messenger RNA from Gavialis gangeticus (Gharial), 2421 nucleotides. RefSeq names its product general transcription factor IIH subunit 3 (gene GTF2H3). Gene Ontology annotation, biological process: regulation of DNA-templated transcription; nucleotide-excision repair. Bases 32 to 1018 code for a protein of 328 amino acids. Gene Ontology annotation, cellular component: transcription factor TFIIH core complex; transcription factor TFIIH holo complex. The transcript is spliced from 12 exons. Lineage: Eukaryota; Metazoa; Chordata; Crocodylia; Gavialidae. The record is from RefSeq and is a predicted model, not a curated record.
GGGGUGGGGGGCGGCGGGCGUGCCGGGCAAGAUGAGCUUGGCCGGUGGGUGCCCCGUCCCCCGCGGCUCGGCCGUGCCUGGCCUCACGCCCGUUGCCUUCGCAGAGGAUGAGCUGAGCCUGCUUGUGGCGGUCGUGGACGCCAACCCCAUCUGGUGGGGCCAGAAGGCGCAGGGAGGCGGCGAGUUUACGUUGUCAAAAUGCCUGGAUGCAGUGAUGGUGAUGGGGAAUUCGCACUUGUUCAUGAAUCGCAGCAACAGACUUGCUGUGAUUGCAAGCCAUACACAAGAAAGUCGUUUCUUAUACCCUGGAAAGCGCUGGGCAUUUGCAGAUCUCUUUGGAGAUGGUGGCAGCUGUAUAGAAUCUAAUUGCGCUGGCAGCAAGGAUGGAAAAUAUGAAUUAUUAACUGCAAUAAAUGAAACAAUUGCAGAGGAGAUUAAAGACCUCAUGACAAAAACUGAUGUGAAGGGCCAACAAACAGAGACUUUAUUGGCAGGAUCAAUUGCCAAAGCACUUUGUUAUAUUCACAGGAUGACCAAGGAGGUAAAAGCCAACCAAGAAAUAAAAUCAAGAAUUUUGGUUAUAAAAGCUGCAGAAGACAGUGCAUUGCAGUAUAUGAAUUUCAUGAAUGUGAUCUUUGCAGCACAGAAACAGAAUAUUUUGAUUGAUGCCUGUGUUUUGGAGAAUGAUUCGGGGCUCCUACAGCAGGCUUGUGACAUCACAGGAGGCAUAUACUUGAAAGUGCCCCACAUGCCAUCUCUUCUGCAGUAUUUGUUGUGGGUUUUUCUUCCUGACCAAGAGCAAAGAUCUCAACUCAUCCUUCCACCCCCCAUUCAUGUGGACUAUAGAGCUGCUUGCUUCUGCCAUCGCAAUCUAAUUGAAAUCGGUUAUGUUUGCUCCGUGUGUUUGUCAAUAUUCUGCAACUUCAGUCCUAUCUGUAGCACGUGCGAGACUGCUUUUAAGAUUUCCUUGCCUCCUGUCUUGAAGGCCAAGAAAAAGAAACUAAGAGUAGCUGUAUAGCAACUUUACAGAUACACGCUGUUACCUCAUGCAUAUAGUUCUGUUAAACAGAAUAUGACUUAGAAGUUGUUGACGGUUUUUUUUCCAAAGGAUGAGAGAAAAUUGUAUUCAGGUGUUGGAUGUUAAUUCCUUAAGGACUAAACACAUAAGUGUCAUGCAUUACAUGCACCAGCCCUUUCAUUAGAUGAAUGGUUGCGUUGGUGCCUAAUCUGUGUGACUUUAAAACCACAUUCUUGCUUGUGAUUAUCAGAAACCAAGCAUUGCUUUUUCUUAAUUAAAUACCUGUGAAGCAAGCAGUGUUCUGAUGAUACCAGAAUAGGUUUCUAGCCUAAGGGUGCACAAGGCCCUGAUUUGGCAAACACUUACGCACGUGUGUUUAAAGUAAGCCUAAGUAUGGCCAUCAGCACUUGUGGGAUCUAGAUCUUGGUGUUAGAGACCUAAUUUGCAGUUCCUGGGAAUCAGAAUCCUGUUGAUUUGCUUGGAAGUGUUACCUGCAGGCAGACUGCAGCAGGAUGAGACUCUUGGUAAAUGACCCAAGGUUUUCAACACAGUUUACAGUCUGCUCUCCUUUGUAAAGAGGCAAAUCUGAAUUUUUUGUUUUUCUCACUGCACCAUAUUUUAGUGGCAUUAUGUCCUUUCUGGGCAUUUCUUUUUUCCUUCCUCACUUUGGUAUCUUCCCUCCAAACAAAUAUUGUUUGAAAUCUAUUUAUCUGAGUAACUAUUACCAUGUAAUACGCAGAUGAGUAAUUUUCCUGCUGAAGGUCAUCAACACAAACUUCCCUCACUUUUUUUUGGAAAAAUAACUCCAGGGUCCCUUUUUGUUUUUCAGAUGAGUGUCAGCUUAGAAUGGUAAGCUUGCUGAUUAGUUUUUAAGAUGGUCUUGAAACCAGAAAACACUUUAGAUCUGUUGUAAUAAGAUUUGUUUCUAGGUUUUAUUAUAGUAUGGCUUACCUAGAGCAUUCACAUGACACUUGAGAAGGAAGUUCUGCAUAUUUUGAAAUGAUAUUUUUGUAUCUCAGAAUGUGAACACACUGCAUGUCCUCAGUUCAAAGCAUUUUGUUUUGAUUAAAAAAAAUUAAAAAACCUUGUCUACUUUUAAACUGUAACAGCAUAUUUGGUGUUUUAACAUGUAUUUAAUAAUUGAUGUGCUCCUCAAAAAUAUAAGGGAACUCAUUAUUUUCUAUUUAGGAAAAAAAAAGACUAGAGAAAUUCAGUUUCUUUUUUAAAGAUGUAUAUAGCAAUUGAGACUUUAUUUUCAUCAGGUUGUUGUCUAUGUAACUGUUUUAUCAAAAAUACCAGUUUUUUUUACUGGCUUGUUUGUUGAUUGAAAACCAUUUUAUUUGAACACAGUAUUUAUAAUUUUCUUUUAUAUGAAUAUUUGUAAUAAAUGACUGGCUUUAUUU